AUGUCUGCAGACUCCCCAAUACGUCCGGACGCGCCCAAGAGCUCAUCUGGAAGCUCAAUUCCGUCGCAUUCGGCGUCAAGCACCGCCCAGCCAAUUGCUCCAAGGUUGCGGCCGCCGAGAUCACUCCCGCCAUGGAUCGAUUCGUACGAAGAGAAAUACGACGAUGCAGCGAUUGAGAAGCUUCAUGAGCUUGGCGCCCCCCCUCGUGCCGUCGCGCCACAAUCUAAUUCUGUGCCACAAGAGCCGCAGCGCCGGGUCUCCAAGGAUGGAUAUAUAGACAUCGAUGAUCCGACACUUGGGCCAGCACAGAAAGCACGCGCCCGUAUACCGCACUUUUUACGUCAUGGCAGAGCUUCCAUGCGAGGCCGCAAAUGGGACCACCUGCGGUCGGCAGAGCCCGUCAUUGUCUCUGGUCAUAACCCGUCUCCGUGGCAGGCCCCAGCCACAUGGAACGACUUUAUUACAUCGUCUACUUGGGGUCGGCCGCAAAAUGAGAGAUCCUCGGUGGUUGCGCCGGAAUACCUGGACGAUUUGUAUCCCAAUUUCAAUCGCCAGACUGCCCUGGACUUGGACAUGAGCCGGCCUCGGCAAAGCCGCCGUGGGCGAGCGCUGGGGGGCUACAAACGACUCUGGAUGAUGGCGCUCAAUCAUACGCUGUCUCCGUUAGUAUUCCGACUAGCUGUUAUCAUCACAUCGGUUAUUGCCUUGGGAAUUGCUGCACGCAUAUACAAGCUGGAAGUAAGGAGCAAUAACAAGGGUGACGAGAGUACACAGUCCAUCUUCGCUGUUGCGGUCGACACGGUGGCUAUCCCAUACUCAGCUUACAUGAUAUGGGAUGAGUAUACAGGCAAACCUCUGGGAUUACGAUCAGCCGUGGACAAGAUGUCCCUCAUCUUGCUCGAUCUCUUCUUCAUCAUCUUCAAAUCUGCCAGCACAGCGCUCGCUUUUGAGGCGCUGGUGUACAACGAGAUAGCGAAUCCUGUAAGGAAGCUGGCGGAUGCACUGGCAGCCCUUAUGCUUAUUGGGCUACUGGCAUGGACUAUGAAUCUUUCGGUCAACGUUUUUCGAGUCAUUGAGAAACUGGGUGGUGGCGAAGACGAAGGCCAUGUAUAA
Molecule: messenger RNA, 1113 nt
Organism: Akanthomyces muscarius
Lineage: Eukaryota; Fungi; Ascomycota; Sordariomycetes; Hypocreales; Cordycipitaceae
Exons: 2
Coding region: 1-1113 (370 amino acids)
Biological process (GO): positive regulation of catalytic activity
Cellular component (GO): fungal-type vacuole; cell periphery
Source: RefSeq, a predicted model, not a curated record